Musca domestica (house fly) is the source of this 967-nucleotide messenger RNA. Its product is annotated as serine palmitoyltransferase small subunit A. NCBI's taxonomy places the organism in Eukaryota, Metazoa, Arthropoda, Insecta, Diptera, Muscidae. Bases 213 to 506 code for a protein of 97 amino acids. The record is from RefSeq and is a predicted model, not a curated record. The transcript has 2 exons.
UCGAGUUUUAUAACUUAGAGUACUAAAGGUCGAUUAUCCGAUUAAUCGGAAGUCGACUUACCAAUCCCUACUAUAGCUGAUAAGGUGGCUGUUUUUUAUAUACAAAGCGUCGUUAUAAAGUUAGUAAGUUUAUAAAGUUAUUUGUGAAAACAAAAGAAGGCAACAACAACGGAAGUUCUAGGGUGGACACAUCAACAAUAAACAAAGGGAAAAUGUUACAAUUUCUGAAGAAAUCUUUGAUUAAUCUUUACCUCCAAUAUGAACUGGUUACCAAUAUUUACAUGUUCGAGCCAUGGGAGAAGAAAUUGAUAAAUGGCUUUGUCGCAAUCAUUCUAUCUUUGGUGAUAUUUUCUAGUUACUUCUAUUUGCCCUCGUACAUUGAAACUUUCCUACAGUUCAUAACGCCACAACAACAACAAUCGCAACAGGGUGGCAUAUCAGCGACGGGACCUGCAGCAUCAUAUGCCGCUCCCAUAUUGCAGGCAGAGAAAAUUAGUAUAAGUUAAGAACGAAUGACACUUUGUGUUUGUUGUAAUCUCCAAAUGCAAUCGUGGCACUCGAUGGCUCGGAAUGAUAUGCAGGGAAAUAAUGCAGCAGCAGCGGCCACUUCAAUUUCCACAAGUGACUUUAUUUUUAAUCAUCAAUAUUUUCAAUAUUUUUAAGUUUCUAUAAGAAAGAGAUUGUUAUAUGAAUUGAAUCUUUAAAAGGCAAGGUUGUUAAACAAAUAUUUUGAAAAUAAUAGGUAUAAUGUCCAAUAAGCUCAAAGCAUUGUUGAAUGCCAUUAAAAUUGAUAUUUAAGAUAAUAGCAAUUGUUUGAUUACUGUAAAUUUUCGAUUGACGUUAUGUGUACGUAUUUAAUUGAUGUGUGUGCUAUUGAUAUAUUGUAAUUUAUUAAAAAAAAAUAUUAUUUGAGAAUUGUAAUUUUUACUUGAAAUUCUAGCAAAAAUAAAAGACUAUUAAGACGAAA